AAAUCCUAUUUAUAGUUUCAACUUAAAAGUACUCAUAUAUUUUCUCACACUCACAUGACCCUUGCAUUAACUUUCGGAUUUUACCUCCUAAUUCAUAAAACUAUCCAGCACAAGGUUAAAAAGAAGUAUCGAUCGGCAUACAUUUUUGGUCGGGAACAGAGGCAUUCACCUCCAAUCCAAUACUAUCCAGCACAUAUAACUCACUUUGUAACUCCAAUUUUUCCAACCCCGUUAAAAACAGGCAUUCUGUUAGCAUUUGCAUUGGAUGCUAUAUUAUAGUACCUUUCUACCAAUCGCCAAUAUUUUCUCUUGAAUCAUAACUCGUAGUACGUUUUUUCCCUCACUCAUUUUCGCUUUGCCUCCUUUUGGUAAUCGCAAUGCCGCUAAAGGAUGACUUUUGAGGAACAGAAGGCAGAUCUGGAAAGGAAAACAAAAAAAACAUAAAGUAAACGACAUGUGUCGACAAUAGGGCCAAGUGCAGAGUCUCAGCCUCCACUUUCCUUUUCCUUCCAAUAAAUUUUUAGAUUUUCUUUUUCUUUUUCACCAUGUUAUUUUUGUCAGAUUAUUAAUCUAUCUUGAAAGUUGAAAAAUCUGGUGAGCACUUUUAAUAAAAUCUCUUCUUUUAAGUAGUAUACUCCAAUACGAUGCUAGUACAUUUAAAGAAUUAAAACUUAAUUUUACUCAAACUACCAGUAACUUUGUGCUAGGAAAUUCUAUUUUAUUUUUUACUGGAACAAAAAGUGACAAACAUAGGUGGCACAAUCUUCUAUGCAAGUUUCUGUGUGUCCGCUUCUGCUUUUUGGAGGUAAGUUGUCCGUCUCGUUGUUUGUUUUUGUUUUCCAGAAAACCAGUGGUGGUUGGCUUGAGUGUGUGCAGCAGAAGCAGCUGGUUCUCUGCUGGAUGAUGGAACGCAUUUUGUGCUUCAUCUACUUGGUUUCUCUCAUUCUCUUCCAAGCAAAUGCAGCAGAGCCCAUCUCAGACAAGCAAGCAUUGCUUGACUUGUUGGAAAAGUUGCCUCCUUCAAGAUCCCUGAAUUGGAACGCAAGCUCUUCCCCAUGUACCUCCUGGACCGGUGUAACCUGUAAUGGAGAUAGGUCACGAGUUAUAGCCAUUCACUUGCCAGGUUUCGGGUUUCACGGAACCAUCCCUCCCAACACAAUAAGCCGCGUCACGGGGUUGCAAACACUCAGCCUCAGAUCCAACUUCAUAAAUGGUCAUUUCCCUUGUGAUUUUUCCAAUCUCAAAAACCUUUCCUUUCUCUAUCUUCAGUAUAACAACUUCACGGGUCCCUUACCGGACUUCUCUGCUUGGAGGAACCUCUCUGUUGUCAACUUGUCCAAUAAUUUUUUCACCGGCACCAUUCCUCUCUCGCUCUCCAAUUUGGCUCAGCUCACUGCCAUGAAUCUCGCCAACAACUCGCUCUCUGGGCAAAUCCCUGUCUCUCUCCUCCAGAGGUUUCCCAACUCCGCAUUCGUUGGAAACAAUGUCUCUCUUGAAACCUCUCCUUUAGCUCCAUUUUCUAAAUCUGCAAAACACGGCGAGGCCACGGUGUUUUGGGUUAUUGUUGCUGCUUCUCUUAUUGGUCUCGCGGCAUUUGUUGGUUUUAUCUUUGUGUGCUGGUCGAGAAAGAAGAAGAAUGGAGAUUCAUUUGCUCUGAAGUUGCAAAAGGUAGAUAUGUCUCCGGAAAAAGUAGUGUCGAGGGACCUGGAUGCAAAUAAUAAAAUUGUUUUCUUUGAGGGGUGUAGUUAUGCGUUUGACUUGGAGGAUUUGUUGAGGGCUUCUGCUGAGGUUUUGGGGAAGGGGACGUUUGGUGCUGCGUAUAAGGCUGCGCUGGAGGAUGCUACCACUGUUGUUGUGAAGAGGUUGAAGGAGGUGGCUGUUGGAAAGAAGGACUUUGACCAGCUCAUGGAGGUUGUUGGGAAUCUUAAACAUGAGAAUGUUGUUGAGCUGAAGGGGUAUUACUAUUCCAAAGAUGAGAAACUCAUGGUAUAUGAUUACUACACUCAGGGGAGUCUCUCUGCUUUGUUGCAUGGUAAAAGAGGAGAGGAUAGGGUGCCUUUAGAUUGGGAUAAUCGGAUGAAAAUUGCUUUGGGUGCUGCACGAGGCCUUGCUUGUAUUCAUUGUGAGAAUGGGGGGAAGCUUGUACAUGGCAAUAUCAGAUCCUCAAAUAUCUUUCUCAAUAGUAAACAAUAUGGUUGUGUAUCUGAUCUUGGCCUGGCAACCAUAAUGAGUUCAGUUGCCAUACCGAUCUCGCGAGCCGCUGGUUACAGAGCACCUGAAGUUACAGACACGAGGAAAGCGACUCAACCUUCUGAUGUUUACAGCUUUGGUGUGGUGUUACUAGAGCUUCUCACUGGGAAAUCCCCCGUCUACACAACUGGUAGCGAUGAGAUUGUGCACUUGGUGAGAUGGGUUCAUUCGGUUGUGAGAGAGGAGUGGACAGCUGAAGUGUUUGACUUAGAGCUGAUAAGAUAUCCCAAUAUAGAGGAAGAGAUGGUGGAAAUGUUGCAGAUAGCCAUGUCAUGUGUGGUGAGGGUUCCUGAUCAGAGGCCUAAGAUGUUAGAACUUGUAAAAAUGAUAGAAAAUGUCAGGCAGAUUGAGAUAGUAGUGAAUCAGCCAUCAAUAUCAUCUGAGAACCAAGUGGAAAGUUCAACACAGACCCCUUUAACCACUUAACAUGAAUGAUCAAUGAUGAAUCCCCUCAGUGUGAUAUUGACAACUCACUCCCUUAAUUUCUACCCCUUCACAAAAAGAGAGCUGCUUGCUGCCCCUUUGUUUGAUUUGAGUGUAUCUGAAAAUGUUUUGUUCCAAAUUCUGAACAAGAGCAUGGUUCUUUUCACCUCUUUUCCAUUUGUAAUUCUUGUUCAGCAAAUUUGCUUUUACCACAAAAGAAAAAAAAAAAAAGCUAAACUAAUUUAAUUGAUUUUAUAUCAUUGUAAUUUUAAUGAGUGGAGGGAAGGAAGCACCACAUGAUCAUGGUGCAAUCAUGUGGUUAUUUGUCUUGCUAGCUGUUAACCUGAUAUGAAACAUUUCGAUCUUUUCCUUGA
Messenger RNA from Glycine soja, 3047 nucleotides. Its product is annotated as probable inactive receptor kinase At4g23740. Gene Ontology annotation, molecular function: ATP binding; protein kinase activity; protein binding. The record is from RefSeq and is a predicted model, not a curated record. Lineage: Eukaryota; Viridiplantae; Streptophyta; Magnoliopsida; Fabales; Fabaceae. Bases 769 to 2676 code for a protein of 635 amino acids. The transcript has 2 exons. Gene Ontology annotation, biological process: protein phosphorylation.